Messenger RNA from Drosophila obscura, 973 nucleotides. RefSeq names its product modifier of mdg4. NCBI's taxonomy places the organism in Eukaryota, Metazoa, Arthropoda, Insecta, Diptera, Drosophilidae. The record is from RefSeq and is a predicted model, not a curated record. The coding region runs from base 1 to 780 and encodes 259 amino acids. The transcript has 3 exons.
AUGUGCCUCCACACCGGCGUUAACAGCUUUUCUAACCUGUUGCUUCGUUUUCAUUCCACAGCAGCAGCCACAUCAACAUCAUCCGCGUCCAUUGUGGCUGCAAUUCCUCCACGCAAACGCGGUCGACCAAAGACGAAAGUCGCCGCAGAUGCAGCUCCCAAGUUGAAGCUGAUUGACAAACUUAAGGAAGCCACGUUGAAUGUAGCCGCCAGUGAGCAGGCUGUAUACGCAUCCACCACCAAGGGUGGCGUGAAACUCAUUUUUAAUGGGCACCUUUUCAAGUUCUCCUUCCGCAAGGCGGACUUUUCGGUUUUCCAAUGCCUGUACCGGGAGCACGGCGAGGAGUGCAAAGUGCGGGUUGUGUGCGACCAGAAGCGUGUCUAUCCGUACGAUGGCGAGCACGCCCACUUCAUGCAGGCCAGCGACAAGAGCUGUCUGCCCUCGCAGUUCAUACCGGGCGAAGGCGGUGCCAUUGCAUCGUCUGUCAAGGACAAGGGUGGAAAAGUGGAGCUCCUGAUAAGGAAAAGCAAGCCCAAGGAGGAUGAGGACGAGCAGGAAGAGUUUGAGAUCCACGAAAUCGAUGACAUUGAAAUUGAUGAGCUGCCGCAGGUGGAAACAGGCGAGCAGGAAACGGCUAGCGCUGCUUCUCCGGACACUGCAGAUGACAAGAAUUCCGGCCUGGUCCUGACCCUGGUGAAGUCCGAGGACGUUGAUCCCACCGACUUUCGCGAGAAGAUCAAACGCCGUCUGCAACGAGCUCUGCAGAACAAGAAGAAAUAGCUGGAUGAUGGAUGAUGCUGCUGCUUAGGCACAGAAUCCAAGCCGCCGUGCCUUCAAUCUGACAAAUUUUAAAUACAUUUUCUUUACUAUUCAAUUCACUUUGCUACAAUUACUAGGUUUUGCACCAUACACAAAAAUACAACUAAAACUUACUCUAAUUUAGAUUUGCGUAAUAAAUUUUGAUGUCAAUAGA